This is a messenger RNA of Myxocyprinus asiaticus (Chinese sucker), 1768 nucleotides long. Its product is annotated as E3 ubiquitin-protein ligase TM129-like. The transcript has 4 exons. Gene Ontology annotation, molecular function: ubiquitin protein ligase activity. Bases 236 to 1324 code for a protein of 362 amino acids. Gene Ontology annotation, biological process: protein ubiquitination. NCBI's taxonomy places the organism in Eukaryota, Metazoa, Chordata, Actinopteri, Cypriniformes, Catostomidae. Gene Ontology annotation, cellular component: endoplasmic reticulum; membrane. The record is from RefSeq and is a predicted model, not a curated record.
CUUGCCACGUCCACUGCUUUCUCUUACGGAAGUGUCACAAUGUGAUACAUGUUCUUUGCUUUUAACUGUGUUCGAUUACUUCAUAAGCUACAUACGAGAACAUGUUAAUUAUUAAUGAAUUUAUGCAUUUGACUAACAAGUGUAAAUCUAAUCGAGGAUAGCUGUUGUUAUGGCGGCUCAUUGUAUAGUGUGAAUGAAUUGAAUCUGGCUUCACGCGUGUAUUAGUGAUGUAAACAUGGACAGGCCGGACACUGCUUUCACUCUGGCUUAUGUAGUAUUCACACUGUGUUUUGUUUUUACGCCAAAUGAGUUUCGUUCGGCAGGUUUUACGGUUCAGCAUCUGUUUUCAGAGUUGCUGGGCAGUGAAGACAUCUGCUUCAUUCAGCACCACAUCAGGAGAACCACACUAACUCUACUCGCACACUGCUUCUUACCGCUGGGUUACUACAUAGGAAUGUGUUUUGCCGCUCCAGAACAGAAUCUCAUUUAUGUCAAUCAUGCAAGUCAGGGAUGGCAAAUCUACUUGGGCGUUUCACUUGCCAUCCAGCUUUUGAGCUGUGCUCUUGCUUUCUAUUGGUCCAGACGUGGAUGGGCGAAUCAUCCGAUAUGUAAAGCUCUGAGUGUGCAUGCAUUACCUCAGUCCAGUUGGAGGGCUGUCGCAUCUUCCAUCAACACAGAGUUUCGCCGCAUUGACAAAUUUGCUUCAGGUUCUCCAAGCGCGAGAGUGAUAGUCACUGAUACUUGGGUGAUGAAGGUCACAACAUACUACUUGCAUGUUGCAUUACAUCAAGACUGUCAUUUGACUGUCACAGACUCCAAGCAUCACAACCUGUCACCUGAAUUAAACACACCGGUACAGAUUGUCACCAUCACCGUUGCCAGCAUCAACCCAAGAGUCAAGUCUUUUGACAUAAGAUUGAAAUCUACAGAGUAUGUUGAACUACAAGAGAAGCUGCAUGCACCAAUCAGAAAUGCUGCCAAUGUGGUCAUCCAUUUGACAAUGAGUGAGCUAUUUUUGGAGACCUUCAAGACUUAUGUGAAGAUGAAUGAAGUUUACAAUUGCCCAAGUGAACAGGAACUGGAACCAUGUAUUGGAUGUAUGCAGGUGAAUGCCAAUGUGAAGCUUGUGUGUAUGUGUCAGGAGGAUGGUGAAGGUGACUGCCAGCACUGUUACUGCAGACCCAUGUGGUGUCUCACCUGUAUGGGCAAAUGGUUCGCCAGCCGUCAGGACCAGGAGCAGCCGGAGACGUGGCUGAGCAGCAGGGUCCCCUGUCCCACCUGCAGGGCCAAAUUCUGCAUUCUGGAUGUCUGUCCCAUUCAUUGAUUGAAUAUAUUAUAUCAGUUCAUGCUUUUCAUAUUCGUAUGCCUUUGAAACACUCAGCACUUCUGUAUAAAUCUCUUCAAGGGGACAUUAUUGUAUCAGAAAUGUGUUGCAUUUAAAUACGUGUUUGUUUAUUAAAUGUUAAUAAUGUUUCUGUCUCCCAAGCUAGACACGUAUCGGAUUAUUAUGGGUGAAUGUAAUAAUAAUGAAAAAAAACAAAAAAAAAACUUGUCCAGGUUGAACUACACUCCAAAAAUCAAAAGAAAGAAUUGAGAAAUUAUACAGUGUUUGCACAACGAAAAUGAAGACAUUUAAAGAUACAAAUAAGGUUUUACUUUGCAACAUUAUUUUUAUGGCAGUUAAGCCCCUCUCCACCAGUUGACAUUACCGUAAUGCAAAAAAAUAAAAAAAUAAAAAUUGAAUUGUUUACACACUUAAAAAUAAAAA